Molecule: messenger RNA, 1271 nt
Organism: Aspergillus alliaceus
Lineage: Eukaryota; Fungi; Ascomycota; Eurotiomycetes; Eurotiales; Aspergillaceae
Exons: 8
Source: RefSeq, a predicted model, not a curated record
CCAUGAUGCACCCUCUACCAGCUUACACCACAGACAGCUCUCCGCCCUCGUACGAUGAGGUCGCUAAAAAGCUUCAAGACCUUAUCGGCGACAACCAAUCUCCAGAAAAAGUGCUGGAUAUUGCCAACACUCUCUCCGACGAUGAGAUUAACACUCUCGCGAAUGGGCUUGACACGCAUUACCCACUCCAAAACGACCAGCAAAAGGCUAAUUUUACGGUCGGUGUUGGCCAGACGUUGUCGUCCGAGGAAGGACUGGCUCGCCUGAAAAUAGCCGGAAAUGCAGCCUCUCAGGCCGUGAAGGAAAUUGACGAGAUCUUCACAAAGCUGCAACUCAAGCUCGCACAGAUUGACCAGAUCUAUGAAUCCGGGUUUCAAAAGACAUUGAUCGGCCUUCGGGACAAGACGUUCCAAGGUAUCCUUCGGGACAGCAGGUAUCUUGCAACUAACAUUGGUCAACAUGGAGAACAGUUUGACAAGAUAAUCAUCAAGUUUUGUGCGGACACCAACUAUACCGUGGAAGAGCGAAAGACUCGCAUUGCAAAGUUCAUUGCUGAUGCCCAGGAAUUUGAAACUAGCGCAAAGGCUGUACAGGAGCGAUACUCCGAGCUUUCUUCCAGCUUCCAGGCUUUCAUCAGCUCCUUCUCGGGCUGGGCCAAGGACAAGGAAGGCGAGCUCACCAACCAGAUCAAGGCCUUGGUGGAAGAAUUGGAGAAGCUAAACCAGACGCUCAAUGAUAUCAAAACAGCUCAAACCGCCAUUACCUCCAUUGCUGGAGUUGCUAUCCCCAUCGCAUCAUUGCUUAUUGCUAGUAAGGUCUUUCCGGGGCUCGAAUCGAUCAUUCUUAUCGGAGGACUCAUUGCCGCUGGUGUGGCCAUCUCGGCUGUAAUUGGACUGGCGAUCGCUGCCAACAGAGUCCAGAAUGACAUUGACGAAAAGACCCGCGAGAAGAAGAACCUAGAGGAGGAAUUGGAGCAGAUCCGUAAAGCACGGGAGGAACUUCAAUACCUGGGUCUGACAUCCCUGUCAGAGUUCAAGUCUUGUGUCCUGGUUCUCUCUAAUUAUUGGCAAUCUACAAGCCGGGAUGCCCAGCUCAUCCAGGCAUGGCUGGAAAAGGGAGCUGACUAUGCAGAUCAACCCGAGUAUAUGAAGAUGAACUUGGAGAAGGCUGUGGAUACCUACGCAUCCAUGGCCGUCUAUCUUUACGAGUAUGCAGCUGGAGUGCAAGGGUAUAUGGGAUCUAAGGGCUUCGUGCGGUUGAAUGUCGAGUGA